Messenger RNA from Aspergillus calidoustus, 1971 nucleotides. The record is from the annotation of a GenBank genome assembly. NCBI's taxonomy places the organism in Eukaryota, Fungi, Ascomycota, Eurotiomycetes, Eurotiales, Aspergillaceae.
AUGGCUUUCGAACGCGUGCUCCGAAUCUACCGCUCGUGUCUGUUCCAGAUUGUCAUCGUCGGCCUGGUUGCCUUUUGCGAGCCCGGCAUCUGGACUGCCCUGAACAAUCUCGGUGCAGGAGGAAAUGCCAGUCCUUUCCUGAACAAUGCCGCCAAUGCUCUGACAUACGGGCUUAUGUCGGUAGGCUGCUUCCUCGCCGGUGGUGUUUCCAACAAAAUCACUGCAAAAUGGACACUAUUCAUCGGAGCCGCAUUCUACACACCGUACGCGGCUGGUCUAUACUGCAAUAAUCGCUAUGGCAACGAGUGGUUUCUCCUGCUCGGCGCUGCUCUCUGCGGUAUAGGGGCUUCCCUCCUAUGGGCAAGUGAAGCUGCCAUUGCGGUCGGGUAUCCAGAGGAGGAAAAACGAGGCAGAUACGUUGCAAUCUGGAUGGGCAUCCGCCAGAUGGGUCCCCUUGUCGGCGGUGCCAUCUCGCUCGCUCUGAACGUGCACACGGCCCAGGCGGGAAAGGUGUCCUAUACAACGUAUCUCGGACUCGUCGCCAUUUCAUCUCUUGGCGCACCCUUCGCUUUGCUCCUGUCGCAGCCGCAAAAGGUCGUCAGAACCAACCGGACCAAGAUUCCUUACAUGAAGAAGACGACCUUCAAGAUCGAGGCUCGUGCGAUCUGGAAGCAACUUCGGAACAAAUACAUGUUGCUUCUUAUUCCAGUCUUCCUCGCCGGUCAGUUCGGAACAACUUAUCAGGGCAACUAUUUGACAUCGUAUUUCACCGUCCGUGCUAGGGCCCUCGCGUCGUUCCUGACGGCCGUUGUUGGUGCCUCUGCCAACAUCCUGACGGGUAUCGUUCUGGAUCUGAACCAGUUCUCUCGACAAACUCGCUCGCGUGGUGUAUACAUCUUCGUCCUCAUCUUCGUCACUGCCUCGUGGACGUGGGUUGCCGUGACGCAGACGGAACUCUCGCGCAAGACCGACCCACCGGCGCUCGACCUGGGCGACGGUCACUUUUUCAACCAAGCUUUUACCGUGUACCUGUUCUUCAAGUUCUUCUACGAGGUCCUACAGACAUAUAUCUACUGGCUGAUGGCCGAGAUCAAGGGAGCGCAAGCAGACGGGGAUAUCGCGAGAACGACGGGAAUCCUGAGAUCGUGGGAGUCCAUCGGGAGUACGAUUGCGUAUGCGGUGGGAGCGACGCACUGGCCAAACCUGAAUCAGAUGAUCUUAGGUUUUGCCCUGUGGGGUUUCACGAUCCCGUUCACGCUUCUUGCGGUCUUUGGCGAUUGGAAUGUAUCCGAGUCGCCUGUUAUCGAGACAGAUUCGGAGACAGAAAGUAGUGACCUCGAGGGACAGAGGGUCACCAUCGAUCCUGAUCGCAAGGACUGAAGAAGCAUACUGGAUAUGCCAGCAUAUAGAAUAAAUAUUAGAAAUGAUACUUCUUGAGCUCCAUCUUGGCGAACAAUAGAGCCAGAGAUUGGACACUGCAACAGCUCCGAAUCCCCUCUUCCCAGGUGUAUGAUAUGCCUACACCAUAAGGGUUAGGGAGGGCGGCAGCUAUCGAGGCAGGUGCAAGCAGUGGCCCCGGGUCGUACCUUCCUCUUCCAGUCGUCGAGUCGACCACCGCUAGGGGAAAGUGCCAUGCCGCCGGUCGCUCCUUCCUCACUUGACGUGCCACAGGAAAGAAGGAAGGAGCGACUGCCGGGCGUGCGAGCCCACGUCCGUUCCUGUUUUGUUCUCGAAAAAUGCAUCCAACGGUCGUCAUUUGUGUGGCCAUUCCGCGUUCAAGGAAUCUGAGCGCUCAAAAUACCUUGUUCCACGUGCUCCAAGAGUAAAGUGGCGCAGUAAUUUAGAAGCGCGACUCUGGAAAACUCAAGAGAUCGAGAUGAUGUUUUGAGAGUCGAGGAGCUUGACGCGUUGCCGACGUGUUUUGGUGUCGGCGUCUUGGCAUUUUUGAGGCCCCAGACAAGCAAGUCUUUU